CAAAUCCGGAUUCCGCUACUCAAUUGUUGUUAAAUUUCUGAACGAUCUACCAAAUCAAACAAAUUCCAGUCCAAGUUUGCAAAACAGAGCUUAUAGAUAUUUGAGAUUGCGAAGGAAGCUCCGCCGACACUUGCCGCCUAACAAACCAGAUACAAUUCAUAAGUGGUGGAGUUUCGCAGUUUAGUGUGUUGCAAAUGGAAGUGGAGUACGAUCGGGAUGACUCUCCAAUGAGGGAGCACCGGGAUGAGGGAACAAAUGAUGAUUUAGACGGGGCUGACAAAUCAAGCAGGCACCGGAGCAAGGAUAGGAAGAAGAGUAGCCGAGGGGAAGAGAAGGAUGCCAGAAGUAAAGACCGAGAGCAGUCGAGGAGUGAUGUUGUGAAGGAAAGAGAGAAAGAAUCUAAAGAUUUGGAAAAGGAUCGAGUAUAUGGCAGGGAAAAGAGGAAGGAUGAUAGAGAUGACCGGUAUAAGGAUAAGAGUAGAGAUAAUAAGGUGAAGGAGAAAGAUUAUGAUCGAGAGAGUCAUAGAGAAAAGGAGCAUGAUAGGGGGAAAGAUAGAAAGGACAGAGGGAAGGAAAAAGAGCGGGAGAAGGAGAGAGAGGCAGAGAAGGAUAGUGAUCGAGGACGAGAGAAAGAGAGGGGGAAUAGGGAUAAGGACAGGGAAAGGGAAAAGGAAAGGGACCGGGCAAAAGAAAAGGAAAGAGAAAAAGAGAGAGAAAAACAUAAAGAUCGAGAGAAAGGGAGGGAAAGCUAUAAAGAUACCGAUAGGGAGAGGGUGAAAGACAAGUACAGGGAAAAAGAGAGGGAGGUGGAUCAAGAUAAGGAUAAAUCAAGAGACAGAGGAAGCAGGAGAAGCGUUGAAAGAGAUGAUAAGUUGAAGCUAAAUGGUGAUGAUAACAGGGAUAAAGACAUUCUUAAGCAAGGGAAGGUUUCCCAUAAUGCUGAGGAUGAACGGCAUGCUGAUGGCUUAUCAAGUGGAACACAUCUAUCAUCAUCGGAGCUUGAGGAACGCAUCUUGAAGACGAAGGAAGAGAGAUUAAAGAAGAAAACAGAAGAUGUUCCUGAGGUUUUAGCAUGGGUUAGUAGGAGUCGUAAGAUCGAGGAGAAAAGGAAUGCAGAAAAGCAGAAAGCUUUCCAGCUUUCUAAGAUUUUCGAGGAACAGGACAAUAUUGGUCAAGGAGAAAGUGAAGAUGAGGAGACAGCCCAGGAUCCCACUCAUGAUCUAGCUGGUGUUAAAGUUCUUCAUGGCCUUGACAAAGUAAUGGAAGGCGGGGCAGUUGUUUUAACACUCAAAGAUCAGAAUAUUCUAGCUGAUGGUGACAUUAAUGAAGACAUUGAUAUGCUUGAGAAUGUGGAAAUUGGAGAGCAGAAGCAGCGAGACGAUGCUUACAAGGCAGCAAAGAAGAAAAGGGGGGUUUAUGUCGAUAAGUUUAAUGACGACCCUGGCGCUGAGAAGAAAAUGCUUCCACAGUAUGAUGAUCCAACCCCAGAUGAGGGGUUAACUUUAGAUGAAAGAGGACGCUUUACUGGCGAAGCAGAAAAGAAACUUGAAGAGCUACGUAAGAGGAUACAGGGUGUUCCCACAAAGGACCGCUUUGAAGAUCUCAACAUGUCUGGGAAGAUCUCAUCUGAUUUCUAUACUCAAGAUGAAAUGCUUCAGUUUAAAAAACCUAAGAAAAAGAAAUCCUUGCGGAAGAGGGAGAAGCUAGACUUAGAUGCCCUUGAAGCAGAAGCAGUAUCUGCAGGGUUGGGUGUUGAAGACCUUGGUUCUAGGAAUGAUGCAAAGAGGCAGGCCAAUAAAGAGGAGCAAGAAAGAUUGGAUGCUGAAAGGAGAAAUAGUGCAUACCAGCUGGCUUAUGCUAGAGCAGACGAGGCAUCUAAAUCAUUGCGACUGGAACAAACUCUUUCUGUUAAACGAGAGGAAAAUGAAAAUCCUGUCUUUGCAGAUGAUGACGAUGAUCUGUAUAAAUCCUUAGAGAAAGCAAGGAAAUUGGCUCUUAAAAAGAAAGAGGAGGAAAAAACUGUAUCUGGUCCACAAGCGAUUGCUCUCCUUGCCACCACCACUGGCAGUAGUCAGACUGCAGAUGAUCAAAUCCCCUCAACUGGAGAGUCACAGGAUAACAAGGUUGUCUUCACUGAGAUGGAAGAGUUUGUCUGGGGCCUCCAGCUUGAUGAAGAAUCCCAAAAGCCUGAAAGUGAAGAUGUUUUUAUGCAAGAAGAUGAACCCGAAGUUCCCCAUGAAGAAAAAAUGGAUGAACCUGGUGGAUGGACUGAAGUUAAUGAUAUGGAUGAAGACAAACAGCCUGAUAAUGAGGAUAAGGAGGAGGUAGUUCCUGAUGAAACAAUUCAUGAAGUUGCGGUCGGGAAGGGCUUAUCAGGUGUACUGAAGCUGCUUAAAGAUCGAGGAACCCUUAAAGAAGGUAUUGACUGGGGUGGCAGAAACAUGGACAAGAAAAAGAGCAAACUUUUUGGUAUUGUAGAUGAUGAUGAGGAGGAGCAGCCAAAGGAGACCCAUACAUCACGUCAAAAGAAGGAUGAACCAAGGGAUACUCGUUCAUCCUCUUCCAGCCAUCAAAAGGAUACUCGUGCACCUAAAGUCUAUCAGGAAAAGGAUAUUCGCAUUGAGAGAACCGAUGAAUUUGGCAGAACUUUGACGCCCAAGGAAGCCUUUAGGAUACUUUCUCACAAGUUCCAUGGGAAGGGGCCUGGAAAGAUGAAGCAAGAAAAGCGCAUGAAGCAAUACCAGGAAGAACUAAAGUUGAAGCAGAUGAAGAGUUCAGAUACACCAUCACUGUCUGCGGAGAGGAUGAGGGACACUCAAGCUCGCUUGCAGACACCAUAUCUUGUCCUCAGUGGCCAUGUUAAACCAGGGCAAACUAGCGAUCCCAGAAGUGGUUUUGCAACGGUUGAGAGGGAUCUCCCCGGGGGCUUGACACCCAUGCUUGGUGACAGAAAGGUUGAACAUUUCCUAGGGAUAAAGCGCAAAGCUGAGCCUGAAAGUUCAGACACACCAAAGAGGCCUAAAACUUGAAGUUCACUUUGGUUGGAUUCUGGAGUUGACCUUCAACAUUUUCAAUUUCUUCCACUAUUUGUUCGCUACUACUGACCGUACAUGAAACUUAUUUUUGACAGCCGUGGAGAGAAUUUUCGAGGUAGGCUCUGAAGGUUUCGAACUUUCAACAGUAUUAAAAGAGAUGUUAUUUUCUGUUCUGAGAAUAUACGCAAAACUAUUUUUUCCUUGAACAGGGUGUUGUAUUUGCCGUCCGAGGAUUUCAUUUGAUCUGAAGGUGUGACUGCACCUUUGGAGUUUAGACGAGAAUAUAAUCGUGGGUUGGAGGUUUUUCAACUGUGCAUCAAUGUAUGCGAUAAAUUGUUCAA
This is a messenger RNA of Pyrus x bretschneideri (Chinese white pear), 3376 nucleotides long. RefSeq names its product SART-1 family protein DOT2-like. NCBI's taxonomy places the organism in Eukaryota, Viridiplantae, Streptophyta, Magnoliopsida, Rosales, Rosaceae. Gene Ontology annotation, cellular component: U4/U6 x U5 tri-snRNP complex. Bases 195 to 3029 code for a protein of 944 amino acids. The transcript is spliced from 13 exons. Gene Ontology annotation, biological process: mRNA cis splicing, via spliceosome; maturation of 5S rRNA. The record is from RefSeq and is a predicted model, not a curated record.